Panicum virgatum (switchgrass) is the source of this 2095-nucleotide messenger RNA. RefSeq names its product E3 ubiquitin-protein ligase RLIM-like. The record is from RefSeq and is a predicted model, not a curated record. Gene Ontology annotation, biological process: protein ubiquitination. NCBI's taxonomy places the organism in Eukaryota, Viridiplantae, Streptophyta, Magnoliopsida, Poales, Poaceae. Gene Ontology annotation, molecular function: ubiquitin protein ligase activity. The transcript has 3 exons. Gene Ontology annotation, cellular component: cytoplasm. Bases 383 to 1900 code for a protein of 505 amino acids.
GGCCCAACUUGGGCGUUGCUCCGUCGUCGUCUUCCUCCUCUCUCAAAGGCAGCCAAAGCUGCCUUGACAAAUCUCAUGUUUACACUGAACCUCACCUCGCAGCUACCCACCUCUUCCCCCCAAUCCAACAACACAGUGCUCCGUGCGUCGUCCUCUUCGCUGAAUCCAUUUGCGAUUGCUUGCUCGUGGACUGCAGUUGAAGGUUCACAUCUGGGCAAAACUGUUUUUAUGUGUUGAGCGAACUACCUGAUCUAGCCGUUCCCAUCAGGAUUCCCCUGUUUACUCCAGUUCAUCUCUUAAGUUGAGUUUAUUUUUGCUCCUUUCUGUGGCACACUGCCAACACGAUUCAGCUCAAGUACAAUACCGCAAGAUAAAGAUAUCCAUGUCUGGCGAUCAAGGGCAACUCGAUGUGCAAUGCCUAGUUUGCACUAGACCUUUUACUCUGGAUACUGAUGUGACUGACAGCUUUGAAGCUUUGGCCAUAUGCCGUGAAUGCAAGAUUACUGUGCUUAGUGACAACAAUAGAGAUAACACUACCAGCACAUAUCGAGAAAGAAGAAGAGGAAGGCCAAGAUCCAGGGCCACAAGGCAUGGACCUGUUGAGGACACUUUCUCACAGCAGUUCUCCCAAUUGAUCAACUUAGCAAGACAAGGCCAUGAAGCAGAUAUUGAUUCUCCCACAGUUGUGCGCCAGCAGGCAUCCUAUACCUCUACCCCAAACCGAUCCCAAAGAUGGCACACUUCAGAUGAUGAGAGUGAUAGUCUCAAUUAUGUCGAUUCGGUAUUCGGUGAAAUUGAAUCAAUUAUCAGUUUUGGUGACUAUGGUGGUGAUUCGGAUGCUUCUCUUGAUAACCACACUGUAGUGGGCAGAGACGUUACCAUGCUGCUUGACAAUGAGAGCUACAUGAACACAGACACAGAUAUUGAUCCCAUGAAUGCUGGAAUUGACCAGCGGGACUCCGAUGAUCCAGAAGAUGAUUACGAUGAGCAGUUGGAAGAGUCUGAUUUGAAUGAAGCAGUUGAAACCAUGCACCUGGGCCGCUGGCAUGAUAUUGCCCCUAUUGGAUUGAACGAGCGGGAUUCUGAAGACUCCAUAUGGACUUGGAGAUUAGGUGGAAGUCAAGGAGUACACAAUGCUAAUUCGAGGGAAGAAUCAGAAGGGCCACAGAUCAGAAGACAUUUUGUUGGGAAUCCUGGUGACUAUGCUGAUGCGAGACAGUUUCAAAUGCUUCUUGAGCAAUUUGCUGAGGACAACGAUCCAAGAAGAGGAGCUCCACCUGCAGCCACAUCCUUUAUUGAAAAUCUUGCAUCUACUAUUCUCUCCACAAGCCACGAGACAUGUGCAGUAUGCAAAGACCCUAUGCCUAUCGGAACAAGAGCAAAACAGCUGCCAUGCAUGCAUCUAUAUCAUUCAUCAUGUAUCUUGCCCUGGCUUAGCUCUAGGAAUACUUGCCCAGUUUGCCGAUAUGAGCUUCCUACAGAUGACCCGGAAUAUGAAAGAGCUAAGCGAGCUGCAAUAAAUGAAAGGGACAUGCAUGGUAUGGGGCACACCCGGCAGCAAGAAAUAGUUGAAGAAACUUCUGAUGAAGUAGUAGCUGAAGGAGCACAUCAUACAGUAAAUGGUGCAGAAGUAGAGGACAGUACAGAUGAACUUGCUGUCCAUGCUGCACAACAGCCAGAUAGAGGACGCGGGCGCACUAGAUGGUUGUUUAUUGCAGCCGCUCCAGUUGUAAGUUUUGUUAGUUUAGCUCUAGUUUUGUGCUUUGCAAACCCUGCUACCAGUGGUAGAAAGCAACUGUGGAGGAGAUCCCAAAGUGCCGCAUCGUCACACGCAGACACAAAAAAAAGUUGGUGGUCAAUGUUCUGGAAAACAUUACAUGCACGCUUGUAUCAAAUUUAGUGUGUCAGGCAUGUGAUUGUUGCCUGUAAAAUAGUUUAUUUAUUUAUUUAUUUUAACAAUACAUAACUGUUCUUUACUUGUAAUUGAGUUGAAAAACCCCCAUAGUUUGCCGAGUUUAGAAAUUAGAACAGUGUAAUUGUGCUUGCUAUUGUUCAACUGCUACAUGUUAUUUUAUGUCCUACUCUUCAUUAUGCU